CCCCUCCGUUCCUGCGUGGGAGCUGCCGCUGCAAGUGAAGCAUGUUGGAAGACACAAAAAGGAAGGGAAGUGCCGACACAACCGCGGAUAGCUAGCCGAUCACGUCGUCGUUGUUCGGCGGGCAAAUAACACCUGCUAAUGAACAGACCGGCCAGUUAUUGUUGGAGAACUUUGUCAGGAUGCCAUCGCAGGAGGGGGAUGAGCCACCUCCCAAUGGGAGCCGGUCGAAUAGUCGCCUAAAGAGCAAGAAGCCGCCCAGUCUUGUCAUAGCCAUACCUAAACCCGAGGAGAUAAUGUCACAUGACCCAACUAAGCAACCCCUACGGCCAUCUUUAAAGAAAAGCAUGAGUAGCCAAGCAACUGGUUCCUUGUCAGAGAGUAUCAGCGGAACCAGAGAUGGCGGCCUCUCAGCCUCAGAGAGAAGGGCAAAAUUUGGAAGACAGACCUCUCUCUCGCAAAGCAUCCGCAAAAAUACGGCUCAGUGGUUUGGGGUGGGAGAGGACUGCGAAACCAAGCAGCAGGUUUGGCAGAGGAAGAGCCUCCGCCACUGCAGCCUACGCUAUGGCAAGCUGAAGGCACAAUACAGAGAGCCUGACACGGCCACCAGUAUCGACCAGAGCCUGGACUCACCAGGAGCACAGAAGAUGCCUAAGAUUGUGGACCCCUUGGCACGGGGACGCGCCUUCCGUUACCCAGAGGAGAUGGACCCUCGCUCACCCAAGGCACAGGGGUAUCCCAUCACCCCCGGGGUCACAUCGCUGAGCUCCUUCACCAGCCAGCGUUCAGGGUACAGCCGCUUUCCCAAACGUAAGAGGGAGUCCGUCGCCCGCAUGAGCAUCCGUGCUGCAAAUAACCUACUGAGGGGCCGAAACGGCUUAGCGGGUUCCCUCACAGGUCGCAACUUCCCCAGGAGGAGAAGCAUCAGCAGCAAUGUUCAAAAACAGCUGGAUGACUUCCACAGCCACAGACCUUACUUUACUUACUGGAUCACAUUUGUCCAUAUUGUAAUCACUUUGCUGGCCUGCUGCACAUAUGGUUUUGCCCCUGUGGGGUUUGCACAACAUUCAAAAACUGAGCUGGUGCUGAAGAAUAAAGGCAUCUAUGAGAGUGUCAAGUAUAUCCAACAGCAGAACUUUUGGAUUGGUCCAAGAUCUGACGACCUGAUCCACUUGGGAGCCAAGUUCUCUCCGUGCAUUCGUCAGGACACACAGAUAGUCCAUCUGAUCCAGAAGGCCAAACAGCUGGAGAAAGAGUCUGCAUGUUGUGUCCAGAAUGACAACUCUGGAUGUGUGCAGACCUUCAUGUCGGACUGCUCUGAGACAUUGGCUACCUUCAUCAAGUGGAACAAUGAGCCUGUGGACAUUAUCAGGUCCUCUGGCUCUGUCUGUCAUCAGGAUCCCAGACUAUGUGAAGAGCCUGCAUCUACCGAGGUGCACAGAUGGCCAGAUGACAUCACUCAGUGGCCGGUGUGUACGUUACCCAAGAAAUGGAACCACACAGGCUACAGACACAUGGACUGUAACAUCAAGGGGCGACCUUGCUGCAUCGGAACUAAAGGAAGAUGUGAGAUCACAACCAGGGAGUAUUGCUCUUUCAUGCACGGAUACUUCCAUGAGGAUGCCACACUCUGCUCACAGGUUCAUUGUCUGGACGAUGUGUGUGGCUUGCUUCCUUUCCUAAAUCCUGAUGUGCCUGAUCAGUUCUACCGUUUCUGGCUCUCAUUGUUCCUUCAUGCUGGGUUACUGCACUGUGUGGUGUCAGUGGUGUUUCAGAUGACCAUACUGAGGGACUUGGAGAAGCUGGCUGGUUGGGUCCGUAUCUCCAUCAUUUACAUUCUCAGUGGAAUCACUGGAAACCUCGCCUCUGCCCUCUUCCUGCCCUACAGAGCUGAGGUGGGUCCAGCAGGAUCUCAGUUCGGACUCCUGGCCUGCCUCUUUGUUGAGCUCUUUCAAGGUUGGCAAAUGCUGGAGAAUCCCCGGAAAGCCUUCCUAAAACUCGUGGGCAUCGUAUUUUUCCUCUUCCUGUGCGGCCUAUUGCCAUGGAUCGACAACAUCGCCCACAUUUUUGGUUUCCUCAGCGGACUGCUGCUCUCCUUUGCCUUUCUGCCGUACGUCACCUUCGGGACUUUUGACAAGUACCGCAAGCGCGCUCUCAUUGUGAUGUCACUGCUGGCCUACGUGGGCCUCUUUUCAUCGCUCAUCGUUUGGUUUUACAUCCACCCCAUCAACUGGCACUGGUUGGAGCAUCUCACCUGCUUACCCUUCACAAGCAAGUUCUGUGAGAAGUACGACAUUGAUCAUGAUAUUAACCAUGUGGUGCACUAGUCCACAGUGACAAGGCUCCAAAGCAGUGAUCAUGACAUUUUCUCGUCAGAUCCUUAAACCCAGAGGAUGGGAAAGAUAUACUCAGGACCUCUAAUGCACAAAGCUGGAUUAAACCAAAGAAGAUCCAAGGGUUUUUUUCAGCGUUUGAUAAGGGAAGCUGUCCAAUACGGGGUCUGGCUUGAAAGGAAACGGUACCAACCACAUCGGUUGAGUGACACAGGGUCUAACACUAUGGACAGAGAACUGCUGCUUCUCUUUGUUUUAACUUUCUCUGAGAGCUACAAACAAGCACAUGGAGUGGAAGUGGAACAGUAGGAGGGCCAAUCAUGUACAACCACUCGUUGCCUUACACUUACACUCACAAUGCCAGUCUCAAUCAGCUUAAAUAUGCAUGUUUAGUCUUUGAUAUCUGUCAGUCACUUGCCCCGUGAUUUUGGCAGCUGUAUCUCAUUGUCAACCUAAAGAUGUUGACAAUAGAGGAUGCACUUGAGAAACCCCCCAAGUUGUUUAUUUCCUGCAGCAUUGUGGCAUGUGUGUGACCACAGCUGCUGGGAAAGCUACGGCGUGACCACAGGCGUGCUGAGGGAUUAGCCGGUUAAGUGAGUUAGGAGAUUUAUCGGUUGACUCAUGGGUCAACCGGUUGGGGUUGGGGGGGGGUGCAAAAAAACAUGGAGUUGUACACCAUUUUAAGAAAAAUAUAUUAACACAUUCUAGCCUAUCUUAUUUUAUUUUAAAGCCCUAUAGGACUACUCUUAGCGCACCAAGUUGGCAAACAAGCCUCUUUUUUUUUUUUUUUUUUUUUUAACUCUUGCACUAUGCCUUUUUAACUGAACCUCCCUGAAAACAAUCAUGGUGAAGACACUGGGACCACAUAGCAUCUUCUCUUUUAACUUCAACAUUGAGGUUAUUGUUUGCCGUCCAUGUCAAAAUCACUGUUUGUCAAAAUAAAUGUCACUAUUAAUAAUUAUGUGUGUAAUAGAGAAAUGUACGUCGCAUGUCUGCUUUAUUUGGUGUUGACAAUCCGACGCUCUUCGGCCUCCUUGUUUUAAAAAGCUGUUAUGCUGCUCCAGACUAUUAUUCCUUCAUAGAAGCGGAAGGAGGCCCACUUCCCCCUGAUUUGAAAUACUGUUGAGAAACCGAUAAUAGCUAUCGAUUUUGCUGUACUCUACAGACUGAACUUUAAACUGAAACCAGGAAACUCCAAGAAACUAAAGAGCUGUGAAGCAUACAAGCAUAUUCAAGAGUCAAAAUGCGUGUAGCGUAUGAUAAGUCUGCGGUAACAUUGAAUGUACCCCUUGACUCAUGACCCCCCCACCCAUCCUGGCCCUCUUAACUAUUUGAAAAGCACUGCUCUAUAUGCAGGAGUGCUGCAAAGGAGUCAAGGUAUUCAGACAAUCGUUCUCCCUCCAUCACCCCUCAAUGACAGGCAAUUCUGAUAUGAUUCAGAGGCCAUAUUUUGCCCGGGGCCUGCCAGUUGAAUAUCCCUGUGAAACAUGUUGACACAAUGUAGUUCUUUUGUGACGCUGUACCAAAUGCUCUUUCUGAAAUCAUCUUCAACACUGACAAGCUACAAAAUAAACCCUUUAUUCUCUU
Messenger RNA from Doryrhamphus excisus (bluestripe pipefish), 3917 nucleotides. Lineage: Eukaryota; Metazoa; Chordata; Actinopteri; Syngnathiformes; Syngnathidae. The record is from RefSeq and is a predicted model, not a curated record.